CGGUGUGGGCGCGGCGUGUGCGGCAGGCUGGGCUGCACCGCAGCGCAUACACUACAAUGGCUGCUGGAAAGACGGGAAAGCAAACAAUUUCCAGGCCCGCCGCGUCCAGCCCGAAAUAUGGGGAAAAAAUUACAGAAAAAUCGGAGAACACUGUAAAGGGUGGAAACGGGGCGCAGAGGGGAUGCUGAGGCUCCCGCGACCAGUAAAAAUGGGAAGUACUGGAUUCUGGUUUCCUCCAAGAAGAGUCAGCGGAACUGGUUAAGAGCAAAAUCUGAGGACUUUAGUGGGCAAACAUCAGUCCCCUUUUGCUUUCUUUUACGACCACAUGAAACUUGAGAAGCCAUCUAAAGCUAAAUCAUUUAGUGGAGUUGGGCAAUUCCCAAGUGUCCAACAAGAAGGCCUGGUUUAGGCUGCGAUGGCCACUGUCAUUCCUGGUGAUUUGUCAGAAGUAAGAGAUACCCAGAAAGUCCCUUCAGGGAAACGUAAGCGUGGUGAAACCAAACCAAGAAAAAACUUUCCUUGCCAACUGUGUGACAAGGCCUUUAACAGUGUUGAGAAAUUAAAGGUUCACUCAUACUCUCACACAGGAGAGAGGCCCUACAAGUGCACACAACAAGACUGCACCAAGGCCUUUGUUUCUAAGUACAAAUUACUAAGGCAUAUGGCUACUCAUUCUCCUGAGAAAACCCACAAGUGUAAUUAUUGUGAGAAAAUGUUUCACCGAAAAGAUCACCUAAAGAAUCACCUACAUACACACAAUCCCAACAAAGAGGCCUUUAAGUGUGAAGAAUGUGGAAAGAACUACAAUACCAAGCUUGGGUUCAAACGUCACCUGGCUUUGCAUGCUGCAACAAGUGGUGACCUCACCUGUAAGGUAUGUUUGCAGACUUUUGAAAGCACAGGAGUGCUGCUGGAGCACCUAAAAACUCACGCAGGCAAGUCAUCGGGUGGAGUGAAGGAGAAAAAACACCAGUGUGAACACUGUGAUCGUCGGUUCUACACCCGAAAGGAUGUCCGCAGACACAUGGUAGUGCACACUGGAAGAAAGGACUUCCUCUGUCAGUACUGUGCACAGAGAUUUGGGCGGAAGGAUCACCUCACGCGCCACAUGAAGAAAAGUCACAACCAGGAACUUUUGAAGGUCAAAACAGAGCCAAUGGACCUUCUAGAUCCCUUUACCUGCAAUGUUUCUGUGCCUAUUAAGGAUGAGCUGCUUCCAGUGAUGUCUUUACCUUCCAGUGAACUGACAUCAAAGCCAUUUACAAACACUUUGCAAUUAAAUCUCUACAACACUCAGAUUCAGUCCAUGCAGAGUUCUGCAUCUGCACACCAAAUGGUUGCCACAUCGUUACCAUUGGGAAUGCCUUGUCCAAUAGAUAUGGAGUCUGUCCACCCUUCUCACCAGCUAUCAUUGAAAUAUCCGCUCGGUACUACCUCAUACGCAAUUUCUAUGCCUGAAAAAGAACAGCCAUUGAAAGGGGAAAUUGAAAGUUACUUAAUGGAGUUGCAAAGUGGUAUGCCUUCUUCAUCCCAGGAUUCUCAAGCAUCUUCAUCAAAACUAGGGCUGGAUCCACAAGUAGGGCCACUAGAUGAUGGGUCUGGGGAAGUUUCCCUUUCCAAGGGCUCUGUUCCUAUUAGUGAACCUCUAAACGCCCCAUCAUUGGACUUUUCUCAGCUGUUCAACUUCAUACCUGUAAAUGGCCCUCCCUAUAAUCCUUCUGUUUCAGUGGGAAACCUCGGAAUGAGUUAUACGCAAGAAGAGGCACAUUCUUCUAUGACUCAACUUCCACCACAAACCCAGGAUCCACAAGAUCCUAGCAAUAGUAUAGGUCUUGGGUCUCUGCACUCAUUGUCAGCAGCUUUCACAAGCAGUCUAAGCACAACCACCACCCUACCACGAUUUCAUCAAGCUUUCCAAUAGUAUGUACAAAGCUGGCUUGUUACUGUCUAUUUGUAGAAAUGCCUUAGGUGACCAUUUUUAACUUAGUGCCUACUAUAAGACAUUAUAAAUUCUCUGCUUUUGUACAGUACCAAUCUCAUGAAGCCAGUAAGAAAUUUAAAUUAACUUUUUUAAAAUGUUUUGAAAGUGUUUAUUCUCAGCUGUGUUUACUUUGGUUUUUGUUUUGUUUUGUUUUGUUUUUAAACAGUCUCAUUGUAUUGUUUUCAUAUUCACUGCCAAUUUACACAUUUAAAAUGUUCAGUAGAAGGUCAUCCCAAGCAAACUCUCAACACUCAUCCCUUUUUUAAAAAGUUUUUUAAGCAUACCAGCUAUUCUGUUUUGUUGAUGUCAGUGGUAGAACCGCCACUUUUAACUUUUAAUAUAUUUUACUAUUUGCAAAUAAUCCAGUUAAAAUAUGUAUCACAAAUAUUCCUGAAGAUUUGUGAAAAAAAAUCUCCAGUCCAUUUCCAAACAAAUCCUCUUCCCAAAUGUUGACACAUCUGACCCCUUCUGUAAUGACAAAUCUAAAUUUUUUAAUUAAAUAUAGAAUUCAGAUUUUUCUGAAAACUUGUGUGUGUAUAUAUAGAAGUCCAUAUAUACACAUGUACAUAUAUACAGCAUUUUGACUUGUAUUGAAGUCAUUAUAAAAGUUGUUAAGAAUUUUGCCAUUUUGUGGCUUAAAUUUUUGUGGCCUGUUAUGGAUAACAGAAAAAAAAAUAAUUUACUUUAAUUCUCUAAAAUUAUGGCUGAACAGAAUUUCAACAGAGAAUCUCUGCUUGCCUAAUGUUUGACAAAUGUUUCAAGUUGAAUUUGGAACUGUGUUGUUAUGCUUUCGUGACUCUGGUAUAGGGAAACAGGCAAAAUUAAUGGCUGAUCUUGAAAUAUAAAAGUGUUGUAAUGUAGUAAUGCAGAAUAUUUUGUCGCAGUUUUUGUUUUACUUCUUAACUUGCUGUUUUUUUCUCUUUAGUAGCAUAGAAAGAGUACUGCAUAGGAAUCUUCCAGUAGUGUAUUCACAUUUGUAGGCAUCAGUCUUCUCCCAGCUGCCACCACCAAAGGGUGGAUCAAGUCCAGCCAGAAAGUGUGUAUCUAUUUUCAGUUCAAAACUAGUGUGCAGUCAGAGAGUGAAUGUAAAUUUGCAACUACCAGGUUUUUUUUUG
Molecule: messenger RNA, 3096 nt
Organism: Empidonax traillii (willow flycatcher)
Lineage: Eukaryota; Metazoa; Chordata; Aves; Passeriformes; Tyrannidae
Gene: PLAG1
Product: PLAG1 zinc finger
Exons: 4
Coding region: 416-1921 (501 amino acids)
Biological process (GO): cell fate commitment; regulation of transcription by RNA polymerase II
Cellular component (GO): cytoplasm; nucleus
Molecular function (GO): histone deacetylase binding; RNA polymerase II cis-regulatory region sequence-specific DNA binding; DNA-binding transcription factor activity
Source: RefSeq, a predicted model, not a curated record